Molecule: messenger RNA, 2087 nt
Organism: Branchiostoma floridae (Florida lancelet)
Lineage: Eukaryota; Metazoa; Chordata; Leptocardii; Amphioxiformes; Branchiostomatidae
Product: steroid 17-alpha-hydroxylase/17,20 lyase-like
Exons: 8
Coding region: 1-1524 (507 amino acids)
Biological process (GO): hormone biosynthetic process; progesterone metabolic process
Molecular function (GO): steroid 17-alpha-monooxygenase activity; heme binding; iron ion binding
Source: RefSeq, a predicted model, not a curated record
AUGCUGCUGGUACAGUCAGUGCUAUCUAACAUUCAGUUUGCAGAGUACGCGCUGCUUGGAGCUGUAGUUUUCUUGCUAUGUUGGCUGAUGUUUGCUGAGAAGAAGCGGACACAGUUCGCACCCCCCGGCCCUCGGCCCCUGCCGCUCAUCGGGAAUCUGCUGGACAUGGUCGGCGCCGACCCCCACAUACGCCUGACGGAGAUGGCGGAGACAUUCGGUACCGUGUUUCAGGUGAGGUUUGGACGGGAACCGGUUGUCGUCAUCAACGACAUUGACCUUGCUAAGGAGGCCCUGGUGAAGAACGGUGACGACUUUGCGGGGCGAGCCCACCUCCCCACCACCGACCUGCUGUCCAACAGUGGCAUGGGCAUCGCCUUCGCAGACUACGGCAGGGGCUGGAGGAUCCACAAGAAACUCACGCACAACUCGCUCAAGAUGUUUGGGCAAGGAAUGUUCCAACUGGAAGAUAAGAUAACCACGGAGGCCGACUGGUUAUGCGGGUAUCUCAAAACCUCCUCGGGAGCCCCCCUCGACCCUUACCUCCCCCUGAACACGGUCGUGGGAAACGUCAUCAGCUCCAUCUGCUUCGGGAAGCGGUUUGAACCGGAGGAUGACGAGUUCAGGACGAUCAUCGGGUACAACGAGGGGCUGGUGGACACGGUGGGCAAGGACGCCCUCAUCGACGUGUUUCCGUGGCUGGCGAAACUGCCCAACUCCACGGUGACGAAGAUGAAGCAAUGCCUGAAGACCAGAGACAAUGUCCUCAACAAUAACAUCGAAGAGCACAGGGGUUCCUUUAAGGACGGUCAGCCCCGUGACCUGGUGGACGCCCUCCUGAAGGCCCAGGCCGAGGCGGCUGCUGAGGGAGGACGGAAGGCGCAGCGGUACCUGAGCGAUGAACACAUCCUCACUACUGUUAACGACGUGUUCGGCGGGGGGAUGGAGACGUCUACCACCACCCUGCGAUGGAUCCUGGCGUUCCUACUGCAUCAUCCGGAGGUCCAGAAGCGAAUCCAGGCGGAGAUGCAGCAGGUCCUGUGCGCGAACGACCCGGUGCGUCUGUCUGACAGGGAGCGGCUGCCGUACCUGGAGGCCACCAUCAGAGAGGUGCUCCGGAUGAGACCUGUGGCGCCUCUCGCCAUUCCGCAUGUCGCUAUCAGGGACUCAUCGGUUGGAGACUUCGACGUUCCCCAGGGAACCCGUGUGAUGUUUAACCUGUGGGCCAUUCACCAUGACGAGCGGCACUGGACAGAUCCAGCUACAUUCAACCCAGACCGUUUCCUUGACGCGAAGACGGGCCAGCUCCUUCGCGGCGGCAGCUUCCUGCCGUUCCUGGCCGGCUGUCGCGGCUGUCUGGGGGAAUCCAUGGCCAAGGCCGAGCUGUUCCUCUUCACAGCACGGAUCCUCAGGGACUUCCGGCUGGAGCUGCCUGACGGGGUUUCCCCGCCCAGUCUGCAGGGGAGGUACGGGGUCGUCAUGGCUCCAGACAGAUACGACAUCUGCUUCAGACCAAGAAACGCCUGAAUAGGUUUUUCAUGCUAUUGGCUCUGUAGUUAUUACGUAUUGGAAAUCAUAUUCGUAAAAUCAACGACAUUGACCGGCCCUCUCUAAGAUGAAUGGCCCACUACCCGUGUCACGUGACCGUAACGCACAAUCACGUGACUCCGGAAAUGGGUCAAAGGUGCCUGGAAGUCUGUAACGUCUCCCGUCUCGUUUGUACUGGAGUUGUCAAUAUCGUGUUAACCGAAACAGAGGAGCUUGUCGCUCAUUUUCUCCGUUAAGCAACAAAGACACAUACAACACAAUUUAUGUGUAGUUAUACAAGAAACGUUUAACGAAUUUCGCCAGUAGUAUUCAUAUUCAAUUUUACUGUUAGCUGUAGGUUAUGCCAACGUCAGAAUGAGGAACAAACAAAAGAGUGCAUGUCGUAAUUCUGCUAUACAUAUUCAUUAUCCAUAGUUCAAGUUUGCUGGGACAACGAAUGCAUUACUUAUUUAUUUACUUUAUAAUCAUCUUAAAUAGUUAUGAUUAUCUUUAGCAACAACGAUGAAAGUUCAUCUAGGUAAUGUGUCUCCCAAUAUAAAAGU